GCCAUUUAAGGUUUGUCCGUUCAGAGGGAAUGACGUUUGCAGUGUCUGCCAUGCAAAAGAGACUCAGCUGAGUGAAGGUACUUGAGAGAGACGGCGGCGAUAGGAAAACACGCUUCCUGUCUACUGCAUCAGCCAAAUCUGGGAUCUGCUGGCCUUCUCUCACCAGAUGUAGAGGGGACUUGUCAUCUGCAGCCGUGUAAACAACGUUUGUGCUGUCCAGUGAAGAUACCCCACCAUGCGCGAAUACAAGCUUGUGGUGUUAGGCUCAGGAGGUGUGGGCAAAUCUGCACUGACAGUCCAAUUUGUACAAGGUAUUUUUGUGGAAAAAUAUGACCCCACAAUAGAAGACUCUUACAGAAAGCAAGUUGAGGUGGAUGGGCAGCAGUGUAUGCUUGAAAUCCUUGACACAGCCGGAACAGAGCAGUUCACAGCCAUGAGGGACUUGUACAUGAAGAACGGCCAGGGCUUUGCCCUUGUAUACUCAAUCACGGCACAGUCAACAUUUAAUGACCUACAGGACCUCCGGGAACAGAUCUUGCGAGUAAAGGACACUGAGGAUGUCCCCAUGAUUCUGGUGGGCAACAAGUGUGACCUGGAGGAUGAGCGCGUGGUCGGCAAGGAGCAGGGCCAGAAUCUGGCCCGACAGUGGAGCAACUGUGCCUUUUUAGAGUCUUCAGCUAAAUCAAAGAUCAACGUUAAUGAGAUUUUCUAUGACCUGGUCCGACAGAUCAACAGGAAAACACCGAUGGAAAAGAAGAAGGCAAAAAAGAAGUCAAACUGCACACUUCUCUAAACCAUCAUACUCUGCAGCUCUGAGCCAGGAAGCUGUAAUUAAAUAAACGUUUGCCCAGUUGGAACGUGCCAGCAUUCCAAGUCCCCCCUAAAAAUGUUCAGAACAUCUCAACAAUGGCAGAAAUGGAACAAUCCACUUCACCACUCAGAGGGACGGACGGGAAGUCUUCCCAGAAAGUUGUCUUUGCUUUUUGAUGGUUAAAAGAUCUAAACCUUAAUCUCUGUUUAUUCAUUUUGUCAGCCAGCCAUGUAAUGAUGAAUUUUCCAGUUUUCAAACUUUUGGAUAUGGCUAUUAAAAGUUUAAAAAAAUUGACAGUUGUGAUAACCUUUUUGGGAAAUAAGUUGCUUUCUUGCAAAUAUCAAUAAUGGUUGCCCCAUUUCAAAUGACAAUGUCUUUUCAACAGUCAUGUGAAAUGUUGGUGUCUUUCAUACCGUUCUGCACUAAUUUUGUCAACAUAAAUGCAUAAAUGUUUUAUCGCUCCUACUACUUACAAUGACUUUUAUUCAUCAAAUAACAUCUUUCCUAAGUGACUUUGUUUUAUAUGGAGAGCUGCAAGGCUAUCAUAUUUCCCAUAAUAUAUUCUAAUUCAAUUUUUUGCAUAAUGAAGCAAUGGAAAUUAGUAUUUUAUAGAAAGGGGAAAUGACGAACUUGAUUUCUGUGUCUUGAGGCUGAAAAUAUAUUGUACUAAACCAACCCUAAUAUUGCUUUUUGUGUUACUGUCACAAAUGAUUUUCCAGCUUUUAUGAAUGAUUAAAUUUUAGUACAUUUUCAUUAA
Messenger RNA from Hypomesus transpacificus, 1568 nucleotides. It is a transcript of the gene rap1aa, whose product is annotated as RAP1A, member of RAS oncogene family a. The transcript has 9 exons. Gene Ontology annotation, cellular component: plasma membrane. The record is from RefSeq and is a predicted model, not a curated record. NCBI's taxonomy places the organism in Eukaryota, Metazoa, Chordata, Actinopteri, Osmeriformes, Osmeridae. Gene Ontology annotation, molecular function: GDP binding; GTPase activity; GTP binding. Bases 236 to 793 code for a protein of 185 amino acids. Gene Ontology annotation, biological process: negative regulation of synaptic vesicle exocytosis; Rap protein signal transduction; cellular response to cAMP.